Messenger RNA from Fusarium coffeatum, 3432 nucleotides. RefSeq lists its product as uncharacterized. Lineage: Eukaryota; Fungi; Ascomycota; Sordariomycetes; Hypocreales; Nectriaceae. Gene Ontology annotation, molecular function: GTP binding; U3 snoRNA binding; GTPase activity. Bases 1 to 3432 code for a protein of 1143 amino acids. Gene Ontology annotation, cellular component: nucleus; 90S preribosome. The transcript is spliced from 3 exons. The record is from RefSeq and is a predicted model, not a curated record. Gene Ontology annotation, biological process: endonucleolytic cleavage of tricistronic rRNA transcript (SSU-rRNA, 5.8S rRNA, LSU-rRNA); maturation of SSU-rRNA from tricistronic rRNA transcript (SSU-rRNA, 5.8S rRNA, LSU-rRNA); ribosome biogenesis.
AUGGAGGACCAAGUCCACAAGCCGCAUCGCAAGUCCAACAAGGACAAAAAGGACAAGAAAGAGCAUACUGGAGCAGAGCGCAAUCCAAAGGCAUUUUCCUUUGCUAGACCAGGCAAGCUUCAAAGACAAGCAGCUAGAUCGCAAGAUAUCAAAGAGAAGCGUCUUCAUGUCCCGCUCGUCGACCGAUUGCCCGAUGAGGCCCCUCCUCGCCUUGUUACCAUCGUUGGCCCCCCCGGUGUAGGAAAGACGACUUUGAUGAAGUCGCUCAUUCGACGAUAUGCCAAAGAGACGAUAUCUGACCCUCAGGGUCCCGUUACGGUUGUUACAUCCAAGAAGCAACGAUUGACCUUCGUCGAGUGCCCCAACGAGCUCGAGGCUAUGGUCGACAUCGCAAAGGUUGCCGACAUCGUCCUCCUGAUGAUUGAUGGAAACUUUGGCUUUGAGAUGGAGACUAUGGAGUUUCUCAACAUCCUUGCCGCUACUGGUAUGCCUGGUAACGUCUUUGGUAUCCUGACUCAUCUCGAUCUCUUCCGCAAGCCGCAGGCACUCAAGGACGCCAAGAAGAGACUCAAGAGGCGACUUUGGACGGAGUUGUACCAGGGUGCUCAUCUCUUCUACCUUUCCGGUGUCAUGAACGGCCGAUACCCUGACCGAGAAAUCCAUAACUUGUCGCGUUUCCUUUCUGUUAUGAAGAACCCUCGCCCUCUCGUCUGGCGCAACUCCCACCCUUACUCCAUCAUCGACAGCUUCCGAGAUAUCACACACCCCACCAAGAUCGAGGAGGAUCCCAACUGCGACCGAUCAAUUGUACUAUCUGGGUAUUUACGAGGUACAAAUUUCGCUUCCCAGGACCAAAGAGUCCAUGUUCCUGGCCUAGGAGACUUCACAGUGUCCAAUAUGGAGGUUAUGCCAGAUCCUUGUCCAACACCAAACAUGGAGCAAGCAAUGGCCAAGAUUACAGGAAAGACUGGACGAAGACGACUUGAUGAGAAGGAGAAGAAGCUCCAUGCGCCUAUGUCAGAUCGCAGCGGUCUCAAAAUCGACGGUGAUGCUAUCUGGAUUACAAACGAGAAGGGCUUCAGCUUUGACCAGGAUGAGGACGACGCUGAUCGAGGAGAGGGAGAAGAGAUGAUCGUUGGUCUCCAGGCUGAGCGAAAGCUUCUUGGACAGAUGGAGGGCGGUGUUCAGCUUUUCAAGGGUGGCGAGAAGGUCGAGGCAGUCCCUGAAGAGGAGGACACAGGCAGAAAAACGCAGCGAAAAGCCAGAUUCGCACAGCAAGAAGAUGCUGACGACCAAUACGAUGAUGGCGAAGGUCUUGCCAGCGAUGACGACGAGGCCGACUCCGAUGCCGAAGUCGAGUUUAACGAGGGCAAGCUGGGCAAGAUGUUCCGCAAAGAUGCUGACAAGGACCUUGGUGACGACGACCUUGCUUUUGCCGACAGUGAUUCGGAUCUUGGAGCCUUGUCUGGAGAGGACGAGGUGGAGGAUGAUGAAGAGUACGAUUCCGACGAAGAAGCAGCAGCGUUGAGAUGGAAAGACAACUUGAACGGCACUGCGAUGAAGCUCCACGGCAAGAGACGCUCAUACCACACAAGCGACCUGGCUAGAUUCAUGUACGACGAUUCACUGAGCCCCGAAGAUGCCCUGAAGCGAUGGAAGGGCGAUGAGGAUGAGUCUGAAGAGGAGAACAUCGAGGAUGAUGAAGAUGACGACGAUUUCUUCAAGAAGUCCAAGCAAGAGAAGGAAGACGCUGUGGAGGAUAGGUCAAUACCCGCUUAUGAUUACGAGGAUCUAGCUGCAAAGUGGGCUUCAGAGAAGAACGUUGAAGCUUUACGGCGAAAGUUCACAUCAACAGCCCUUGCUGCAGGCGAUGACGAGGAUGACGAAGGCAGUGAAUUCGAGGGCUUGGAUGAUGAGGACGAUGAAGGUGAUGGCGAAUUUGAGGAUCUUGAAGCCGACGGCGAUGAGAAGCCAGCGCAACCCGCACAGCCAACCCCUGACGAUAUCGAGGCUGAGCGAGAGAAGAACGCUAAGCGAAAGGAAGAGCUCAAGAUGAGAUUCGAAGAGGAAGAUCGUGAGGGUUUCCUGAACGACAAGGCCAACGCCCGACGGGAUGGCGGUGAUAUCCAAGAGUUUGGCGAGGAUGAUUGGUACGAGGCGCAAAAGGCUAUGAUCCAGAAGCAGCUCGACAUCAACAAGGAGGAGUUUGAGAACCUCGAUGAGCGUCAGCGCUCUGUCGUUGAGGGUUACCGCGCUGGCAAAUACGCCAAGGUCGUCCUCGAGGGCGUUCCAGCCGAGUUCGUUAAGCUCUUCGACGCCCGCCGACCCAUCGUUGUCGGUGGUCUCUCCGCUACUGAAGAUCGUUUCGGCUAUCUACAGGUUCGCAUCAAGCGUCAUCGAUGGCACAAGCGUAUCCUCAAGACGAACGACCCCCUCAUCUUCUCUCUCGGCUGGCGUCGCUUCCAGACCAUGCCCAUUUACAGCACCACAGACUCGCGGACGCGUAACCGCAUGCUGAAGUAUACGCCUGAACAUAUGCACUGCUUCGCUACCGUCUACGGUCCGUUGAUUGCACCCAACACAGGCUUCGUCUGCUUUAACUCAAUGUCCUCUUCGAUGCCUGGCUUCCGUAUCGCUGCUACUGGCACAAUCCUCAGCGUCGACGAAUCCACCGAGAUUGUCAAGAAGCUCAAGCUCACUGGUACCCCUGCCAAGAUCUACAAGAACACCGCUUUUAUCAAGGACAUGUUCAACUCAUCGCUUGAAAUCGCCAAGUUCGAAGGUGCCUCUAUCAAGACGGUUUCUGGUAUUCGUGGUCAGAUCAAGCGUGCCCUUUCCAAGCCCGAAGGCCAGUUCCGUGCCACGUUCGAAGACAAGAUCCUGCUUAGUGACAUCGUCUUCCUGCGAGCAUGGUACCCCAUCAAGCCUCACCGCUUCUACAACCCGGUCACCAACCUGAUCGGCUGGCAACCCAUGCGUCUCACAGGCGAGGUCCGCCGCGAUCAAAACGUUCCUACUCCCCAGCCCAAGAACAGCCAGUACCGUACCAUUGAGCGUGAGACUCGUCACUUCAACCCUCUGCGCGUUCCUCGCGCUCUUGCUGCCGAACUGCCUUUCAAGUCUCAGAUCGUUGAGACCAGGAAGCAGAAGAAUGAUACGUACAUGAAGAAGCGCGCUGUCGUCAUGGCUCCUGGUUCUGAGGAGAAGAAAGCACGUGCUCUCAUGCAGCAGCUGCUCACUAUCCGCAACGACGCCGCUGCCAAGCGUCGUGCUGCAAAGGACAAGAACCGUGCUGCUUUCCAGAAGAAGCUGGCUGAGAACGAGGAGAAGAAGGAGGCUCGUGAGAAGAAGGAAUCCAAGGACUUCUGGCGCAAGAACGGUCGCAAGCGUGCUUCUGCCGAGGAUGGAGGUGGUGGCAAGCGCAGGAAAUAA